ACAUUUUCCCUUCAAACUACCAGACGUAAAAAGCUUGAAUAAAUACACAAACAGACGUCAUUGAAUAGUGAAGCUGAACAUAUCCUUACUAAAACAUUUACUGUGAGGGCUGAAAUAUAUAUAUAGGUGUAUGUAGUUAAGUCAUUAUCACCAUAGAAAGAAAAAACCCACAUUAGAGUUCUCAUUUCCCAAAUGAAUGAAUCAACAAUGGAUUGCUACACCUCGAAAAUUUCAGUUCUUCUGCUACUCUUGCUAUCUGCAAUGGUACUGCACAAAGGCAAGUGUAGCACGCACAGUUGCAAUGGAAAAGAUCAAUCUGCCCUGUUAAUCUUCAAACAUCAUGUGAUAGACCCUUUCAACUACUUCUCCUCUUGGUCUGAUGAAAAACAUUGUUGUGCAUGGAAAGGAGUCUGGUGUAGUAAUGUGACUGGCAGAGUUACAACACUUGAUCUCAGCAACCAAUAUUUGGAAGGUGAAAUCAACCUAUCUCUGCUUCAAAUUGAAUUCUUGACUUACUUGAACUUGAGUUGCAAUAGGUUUUCAGCUAUAAGUCUUAGAAACUCAGAAUACCAAUCACUAGCCAUACCUUCUAAUGCUUAUGCUAACUUCUCUAGUCUCAAGUACCUGGACUUGUCCUUUAAUGAAGAUCUUCAGUUGGAUAAUCUUCAAUGGCUUUCUCAUCUUUCUUCAUUGAAAUGCCUCAAUCUUAGUGCAAUUAAUCUUCAAAGUCAAACAAACUGGCUUCAAACCAUGGCCAUGCUUCCUUUUCUUUUGGAGUUGAGAUUGUCAAUGUGUCGUCUAAAAAAUAUCAACCCUUCUGUCAUGUUCGUGAAUUUUACUUCACUAGCCACUCUUGACCUGUCUCAGAACAAUUUCUACUCCGAUUUGCCUUAUUGGUUGUUUAAUGUUAGUAGUGAUAUCUCUCAUAUUGACCUUAGCUCCAAUGGUUUGAGGGGCCAAAUACCCAAGGCUUUGUUAAAUCUUAGAAAGCUUAAAUCUUUAAGAUUAGAUGACAAUGCACUAACGGGACCUAUUCCAGAUUGGUUAGGGAAGCAUCAACAUCUGCAGAAUCUUAAUCUAACUGAGAAUCUGUUUAAUGGUUCCUUUCCUUCAAGUCUUGGAAAUCUCUCAUCCUUGACACAAUUUGGAGUUAGCUCUGAUUCAUUGAGUGGUAAUCUUCCAAACAGCAUCGGCCAGCUCUUUAACUUAAGGAGUUUAUACAUCGGAGGAUCUCUGUCAGGAGUUCUAUCCGAAAAGCAUUUUUCCAAACUCUUCAAUUUAGAAUCACUUGUCUUGCUUUCAGCUUUUUCAUUUGAUUUGGAUCCCAACUGGAUUCCUCCUUUUCAGCUCCGUGAAAUUGACCUGAGAAACACAAUUCUAGGUCCAACUUUUCCAGAAUGGCUAUACACACAGAGAACACUAGAAACUCUGGAUGUUUCAUCCUCAGGAAUAUCAUCCAUAAACGCAGACAGGUUUUGGGUCCUUUUAGCCAAUGUCAGAUCAAUCAGAUUGUCCAAGAACAAAAUUAGUGCUGAUUUAUCAAAUGUCACUCUAAAUUCUGAAUACAUAAUCAUGAACAACAAUAAUUUCACAGGAGGGCUACCACUCGUAUCUACAAAUGUCUUCUACUUAGAUCUAUCUUACAAUUUCCUGUCUGGACCCAUUUCCCAUUUAUUGUGCUCCAAAUUGGGAAGGGAAAUGAAUGCAUUAUAUUACCUGGAUGUAUCACAUAAUCUUUUGACUGGAGGAAUUCCUGACUGUGGGGAAAAUUGUAGAGCUUUGGCUUUACUAAAGAUUAACAACAAUAAAUUAGGUGAUGAAACUCCUUCAUCAAUGGAUUUGUUAAAUGAAGGUAUUGGAAUGGAUUUAAACAAUAACAACUUGUCUGGUAAUUCACUGGAAAUUUCAAACUUUAAGUCCUUGGAAUACUUGAACCUUGCAGAAAACAAAUUUUCUGGGGUUGUACCAUCAAAGAUUCCAAAGAGCAUUCAAGGGUUGAUAUUGAGAGGCAAUGAAUUUAGCGGCAAUAUUCCAGCAGAAUUAUGCAGUUUACCUUCCCUAAGACUACUAGAUCUUUCACAAAAUAAACUUUCUGGGUCUAUUCCUUCUUGUAUACUCAAUAACAGUCUCUUGGAUGGUGCUGGAACAAUAGAAUAUCAUCUUGAAUUUAGUUUUGAAUUAUUUUUGAGAGGUAGAGAGGUGGUGUUUCAAGGUGGUUGGGUACUUGGAAUGCUUGACCUUUCAACAAACAACUUGUCUGGAGAAAUCCCACCACAACUUUUUAACCUCACUCAGUUGUCCGCUUUGAACUUGUCCAGAAAUCAUUUGGUGGGAAAGAUAUCAAGCAAUAUCGGUGGCAUGACAAAUUUGGAGUGGCUUGAUCUCUCCAACAAUCAUCUUUCAGGGGAAAUUCCUUCAUCCAUCUCCAACUUGAGUUUCUUAAGUUCGUUCAAUCUAUCAUACAACCAUUUCACUGGAGAAAUCCCAUUAGGGGGACAGCUUCAAUCGUUCGAUUCAUGGAGCUAUGUUGGAAAUCCUGAACUUUGUGGACCUCCUCUUCUAACAAAGAAUUGCUCUGAGGAAGUAAAUCAUGAAGAGGCACAGCAAGAUGGAUCAAACGAUUCCCUAAACGAGUCGUUCUAUAUUGGGAUUGGAGUUGGAUAUGUUGCUGGCUUUUGCGGAUUUUGGCAUUCUUUGCUCCUCAGUAGAGCAUGGAGACGCAUUUAUUUUCAGUUCCUGGAUAAUAUUAUAGACUGGCUUUAUGUGUUUGUAGCUCUUAAGUUGAAUAAGUUCUGUGAGUUACGAGCAAGUUCAAGGUGAAGUGAAGACCUUUUGGAAAAGUGGUAAUGUCAAAAAACUACUUCUAAAUUACUCAUUUUGGUUUUUGGAUGUACAUCUAGUUAAGUGCUUUUUUAAAAUGAUGAGUGUUGUCCCUUGUAAGAACAAAAAUUGGUUUUUGACUCAGAUUGAACUUUUACCAAGGUUAAACCAUCAAAAUCUUGUCUCACUGAUCGAAGAUUGUGACAUAGUUAUCUUUUCUAUAUGAUCUUGGAACAAGUUUUAUUUGAGAUUAUGAGUGUCCAGAACCAUGAUAAAAUGAUAUGUUCUAAAUGAACCUGCUUAAUGAUUAAACAUACUAUAGCAUAAGGUAAACAUUUAUGUGAUAUUGAGUUGACAUGCAAAAUACUGAGCUUAUUGAUGAUAACAAGGGACAAAUGAAUUGAUUACUGGAACUCAUUUCCUGCAAUUUCUUCUUCUCUUAGACUUUCCACAUUGCAGGUUUAGGCAUUUAAGCUUGAAAGGCUUAAAAAUUCUGCAACAAAGAAAAUGGUGAAAGGCUUACCUUUAUUUAUGUCCCCUCGAAGUUGUGGAAAGAUUGUUCUGUGGGUAACCGACAUUGAGACUCAUUUGUAGUGAAGAGUUAUUAAAGAGCAUCACAAAUUCUGCUGCUCGUUCAUGCCGUUGUGAACCAAUUAAGCCAUCCCCAAAUAGCAAUAAAAGGUAUUUGAUUAUGAUGAUUUUAGCCAAUAAAAAAUGGCAUGGCUAUACUUUUUGGCAGAGAAAUAAAAACCUUUUACUGCUUUGCUGGGAAUUUGG
Vigna unguiculata (cowpea) is the source of this 3597-nucleotide messenger RNA. RefSeq names its product receptor-like protein EIX1. The record is from RefSeq and is a predicted model, not a curated record. NCBI's taxonomy places the organism in Eukaryota, Viridiplantae, Streptophyta, Magnoliopsida, Fabales, Fabaceae. Gene Ontology annotation, molecular function: protein binding.